GGACAACAGGUAACAGCGAGAGUUCUCCCCUUGCUUGUGCCUCCUUUCGAACCCGGAGCUGUCCCAGGCUGGGGAGAGGCAAGGCAAAGGGUUGGGUUGGGCGAGAGGCUUAUUGCUCUGACUGUCGCUUUCUGAAGUGAUUUCCGAGUGCGUGAGGAUUGACUUGGUGUUGGAUCUGGCCAAGCCACUCCAGCCGGGUGAGGGAUAAUGUCUAACAACAUGGCCAAGAUUGCAGAGGCGAGGAAGACGGUGGAGCAGCUGAAACUGGAAGUGAACAUCGACCGGAUGAAGGUGUCCAAGGCAGCAGCCGACCUCCUGGCACACUGCGAAGCCCACGCCAAGGAGGACCCUCUGGUGACCCCGGUGCCAUCUGCGGAGAACCCCUUCCGCGAGAAACGGCUCUUUUGUAUCGUGCUGUGAGUCUGGAAGCGGAUUGGCGGGGGAGACAAAUGGCAAGCUCCUCCCACUUCCAGACCAGGGUGGUGGUGGGCGGAACUUCCUCUUGUAUGUUCAUGGUACACCUUGAUCUCCUUUCAAAUCUGCAUUU
Messenger RNA from Lacerta agilis (Sand lizard), 547 nucleotides. It is a transcript of the gene GNG8, whose product is annotated as G protein subunit gamma 8. The transcript has 3 exons. The record is from RefSeq and is a predicted model, not a curated record. Gene Ontology annotation, molecular function: G-protein beta-subunit binding. Gene Ontology annotation, cellular component: heterotrimeric G-protein complex. Lineage: Eukaryota; Metazoa; Chordata; Lepidosauria; Squamata; Lacertidae. Bases 208 to 420 code for a protein of 70 amino acids. Gene Ontology annotation, biological process: G protein-coupled receptor signaling pathway.